UUCAAGUGCUUGUUUCCUUUGUCUCAGCUCUUCAAUGGCGAAACUAGGAAAUGAAAAGAUCAGUUGGAUAGUGAGUGUGGUGUCCUGCUUCUUCUUGUCUUUGGUGCUUGCCAUGGCCACCACUAGCAAUGAAGGAUCUGGCAAGGAACUUGAGGUUGAGAAGCUUUUGAAGAAGUUGAAUAAACCAGCUGUUAAGUCUAUUAAGAGCCCUGAUGGUGACAUAAUUGAUUGCGUGCAUAUUUUAAAUCAACCAGUUUUUGAUAAUCCAAAACUGAAGAAUCACAAAAUUCAGUUGAGGCCAACAUUCUAUCCAAAAAGAAGCAAUGUUUCAAAAUCAAACCCAAUUGCUCAAAUGUGGCACCAAAGUGGAAGUUGUCCAAAAGGAACCGUUCCUAUAAGAAGAACGACAAAAGAGGACAUAUUGAGGGCAGAUUCUAUCAAAGAAUUUAGUAUAAGAAGAUCAUUAUACUCCACGGAAGGCCACGAGUAUGCCGUAGCUGAUUUGAGGGGAGAUAGAUAUUAUGGAGCCCAUGCAUCUAUAAACAUUUGGAAGCCCUCUGUUCAAGAAUCCAAUGAAUUUAGUCUCUCUCAAAUUUGGAUUUUGAAUCGUGAUGAUCCUAAUAAUGUUGAGAGCAUCGAAGCUGGUUGGCAGAUCUCUCAACAAAUAUAUGGGGAUUACAACCCUAGACUUUUUGUCUUCUGGACUAGGGACUCAUAUCGCAAUAUAAGGUGUUACAACUUGAAUUGCCAGCCUGGCUUUGUUCAAGUUGAUAACAAAGUAGCGGUGCGAAGCAGCCUACAACCAUCUAAAUAUGGUGGUUCUCAAAAUGUAUUAUCGAUGCUUAUCAGGAAGGAUCCAAGUUCUGGAAACUGGUGGAUGCAAGUUGGGAAUACAUAUGUAGGAUACUGGCCAGGUUCUUUAUUCAGUCGCAUGUCUACGGGUGCAUCAAAUGUACAGUGGGGUGGUGAAAUAGUAAACUUGAGAUCUAAUGGGCAACACACCACAACAGACAUGGGAAGUGGCUAUUUCCCCCAAGAAGGUUAUGGCAAGGCGAGCUUUUUCAAGGAGCUUUCUAUCGUUGAUGCAAAUAAUAAUCUUGUCUCUCCUAAAAACUUUGGCCUUAUCGUUACCAAUCGCAAUUGCUACGAUAUCACCUCUUAUGCCUAUUCGAAUGAUUUGGGUGUCUACUUCUACUAUGGCGGUCCUGGGAGAAAUCCAAAUUGUCCUUAGCCCUUAUUAUGCAAUCUUGGUGGGUGGCAAGUAUAUGUUGGAAUAAAACAAUAUGAGGACUUCAUUUAAAAAGUCCGAAACUAUCUAUUUAUAUCAAGGCAAUUAAUAAGGGAUAUUGUAUAAGAUAAGGCUUGUUACAACAAGUCUUAAUAAGAUUGAAAUAUUAUGUAGUGUGAUAUUAUGCAAUGUUA
Molecule: messenger RNA, 1422 nt
Organism: Prosopis cineraria
Lineage: Eukaryota; Viridiplantae; Streptophyta; Magnoliopsida; Fabales; Fabaceae
Exons: 7
Coding region: 35-1231 (398 amino acids)
Source: RefSeq, a predicted model, not a curated record